AUCCAGGCGUCAUGUCAAUUUACGGAGAGAUAGGACAGACACAUUUGGCAAUCUAACAAGAAAGUGAAUAAGCUAAAUUGCUGUACUGGAAAAUACUGUCAACAAUUGCCAAAACGGAAUACAAGAGGCCGUUGGGAGUUUCGCAGAAUAAAUCUGAAACAACAAUAGCUGUGAUGAUGUCAACCGUCGGACAGUCUCCACAACAAUUGAUUUCCAUUGAAGAAGAUAAGAUGCAUGUAACUGUUCCUGGCGCAAACAAGAUGGAAAGACUUCCAGUCGACAUGAGGCCAGUGGGAGUUUCGCAGAAUAAACCUGAAACAACACAAGCUGGGAUGAAGUCAACCGUUGGACAGCCUCCACAACAAUUAAUUUCCAGUGAAGAAGAUAAGAUGCAUGUUACUGUUCCUGGCGCAAACGAGAGGAAAGGACUUUCAGUCGACAUGGACACUGUUUACGCGGCUCAAGAACUGGUAUCAACAUUCGAUCUACCGAAUAGGACUACGGAGACUGUUAGGAUUACGGGCACUGUUAACACGGCACAAGAACUGGUAUCAACAUCCGAUCUACAGAAUAGAGAACUCCUUGAUCUUACAAAGGAAGAAAUAAUUCAACGUGCAACUCAAAAUGAAAGAACUCUGAAUAACAUAAUUGGUCAAAUUAAAGAACAGAUUGAGGUUAAGCAAAAAGAACUUGGGCAACUUAAAAAUAAAUUGAGCUCAAGUCGUGACCAAGAUGAAAAGGAGGAACUUCAACGUCAAUUGGCAGUUGCGGAAACACACCUUCAGCUCCUUCAAGACUUGGUACUAGUCCAGAACAAAAGGAUAUGCACGCUGCAAAUAAUGGUAGAAGCCUUACGGAAAGAACCAACAUCAGGCAUUUCAAGCGAAACCAGACAGAUACUCAUUCAUUUGCGUGAAGAGGACUACCGACUAGAAUCUGAUAUCAAAACUAUUGAGAUACGUCUUCAAAAUUCAGAAUAUAGGUCAACUGGGAUAGAUACGAUGACAGAAUUAGAAAGAAAUACAGAAGAACUUGAGGCAAAGUGUUCUGAUUUGGAAAAAGAUAAUAAGACCCUUAAUAAAGACUUUACCACCGCUACCGAUACGAGUCAGAUGAACAACUUGGAACAAAACAAACCGGAACACCAGACAAAGCAUACUGGUAUGGCAAAACAGAAGACAACCCUACAAAAGACCAGAGAUUCGAUGAAGACAUUGGAAAGAGACACUCAAGAAUUCCAAACAGAGUAUAGUGAUAAGGAAAAAGAGAAAUAUACCACGUGUACGGACCUACACUCUACACGAGAUCAGGCGAAGACAUUAGAACAAGAAAAACAAGAACUCAAUGCAAAGUAUGAUGAUAUGGAAAAAGAGAAGAAGAACCUUGAGACAGCCCUACAAAACGCAAGAGAUCAGACGAAGACAGCCCUACAAAACGCAAGAGAUCAGAUAACGGAGUUACAAAGAAAUAAAAAAGAACUUGAGGCAAAGUGUUCUGAUUUGGAAAACGAUAAUAAGACCAUUCAUACAGACUUGAACACCGCCACCGAUACGACGAAGACCUUAGAAAAAGACAAACAAGAACUUAAUACAAAGUAUGAUGAUAUGGAAAAAGAGAAGAAGAAUCUUGAGACAGCCCUACAAACAGCAAGAGAUAAGAUGACGGAAUUAGAAGAAAGCAGGAAAGGACUUGAGGCAAAGUGUGAUGAAUUUGAAGAAAUGAAUCAGACACUUCAUAAUGACUUAAACAAGGCUGCCGAUACGAUGAAGAAAUUGGAGACAGACAAACAAGAACUCCAGACAAAGUAUAAUGAUAAUGAAAAAGACAAGAAGAACGUUGAGACAGCCCUACGAAAGACAAUAGAUCAGAUGACGGAAUUAGAAGAACGCAAGAAAGGACUUGAGGCAAAGUGUGAUGAAUUUGUAGAAAUGAAUCAGACACUUCAUAAUGACUUAAACAAGGCUGCCGAUACGAUGAAGAAAUUGGAGACAGACAACCAAGAACUCCAGACAAAGUAUAAUGAUAAGGAAAAAGAGAAGAAGAACGUUGAGACAGCCCUACGAAAGUCAAUAGAUCAGAUAACGGAGUUACAAAGAAAUAAAAAAGAACUUGAGGCAAAGUGUUCUGAUUUGGAAAACGAUAAUAAGACCAUUCAUACAGACUUGAACACCGCCACCGAUACGACGAAGACCUUAGAAAAAGACAAACAAGAACUUAAUACAAAGUAUGAUGAUAUGGAAAAAGAGAAGAAGAAUCUUGAGACAGCCCUACAAACAGCAAGAGAUAAGAUGACGGAAUUAGAAGAAAGCAGGAAAGUACUUGAGGCAAAGUGUGAUGAAUUUGAAGAAAUGAAGCAGACACUUCAUAAUGACUUAAACAAGGCUGCCGAUAAGAUGAAGAAAUUGGAGACAGACAAACAAGAACUCCAGACAAAGUAUAAUGAUAAGGAAAAAGAGAAGAAGAACGGUGAGACAGCCCUACAAAAGACAAUAGAUCAGAAGAACAAACUGGAGACAGACCAACAAGAACUCCAGACAAAGUAUAAUGAUAUGGAAAAACAGAAGAAGAACGUUGAGACAGAUCUUCAAAGGACGAUCGAUCAGAAGAAAAAACUGGAGACAGACCAACAAGAACUCCAGACAAAGUAUAAUGAUAUGGAAAAACAGAAGAAGAACGUUGAGACUGAUCUUCAAAGGACGACAUAUCAGAAGAACAAACUGGAGACAGACCAACAAGAACUCCAGACAAAGUAUAAUGAUAUGGAAAAACAGAAGAAGAACGUUGAGACAGAUUUUCAAAGGACGAUCGAUCAGAAGAAAAAACUGGAGACAGACCAACAAGAACUCCAGACAAAGUAUAAUGAUAUGGAAAAACAGAAGAAGAACGUUGAGACUGAUCUUCAAAGGACGACAUAUCAGAUGAAGAACUUGGAGACAGACCAACAAAAUCUGCAGACAAAGUAUACUAAUAUUGAAAAAGAGAAGAAGAACGUUGAGGCAGUCCUACAAAAGGCAAGAGAUCAGAUUAAAACAUUUGAAAAAGAAAAAAAAGAAUUUCAGGAAAAGUAUACUGAAAUGGAAAAACAGAAGAUGAAAAUUGAUACAGACCUAACCACGACAAGAGAUCAGGUAAAGAAGUUUGAGAAAGAAAAAGAGGAACUCCAGAGAAAGUAUUAUGGUAUGAAGAAAGAGAACAAGAGCCUUGCUACAGACCUAAAAAUAACACGGGACAAGAUGUCGGAAUUAGAAAAGAGCAGCGAAGGACUUGUGGCAAAGUGCAACGAUUUUGAAAAUGAGAAUAAAACACUUCAUAAAGGCUUAAACGCGGCAACCAAUACGGAUCGUGUGCUUGACAUGCGCAGCAUUCAACUUGACUCUGAGUAA
Messenger RNA from Dreissena polymorpha, 3383 nucleotides. Its product is annotated as myosin-4-like. The transcript has 35 exons. The record is from RefSeq and is a predicted model, not a curated record. NCBI's taxonomy places the organism in Eukaryota, Metazoa, Mollusca, Bivalvia, Myida, Dreissenidae. The coding region runs from base 174 to 3383 and encodes 1069 amino acids.